CUAACUAUCACUGACAUUCCCAGUGACACUAAUACAGUGAUCAAUGCUAAUAAAAAGCACUGACACUGUACUAAUGGCACUGGCCAGGAAGGGAUUAGCAUCUGGGGCGAUCAAAGGGUUAACUGUGUGCUGUUUUACUGUGGAAACAUACUGCUGUGUAUUGCUCUACUAUGCAGAGCAAUCCAAAUCAGCCUGUUGGUGGUGACAGGGGAGAGAUCUGUAUUGUUUACACACAGACCUCUCCCCUGUCACUAUUCCUCACUGUUCCUUGGUGAUCGCCAGGUGCCGGCAGGGAAUCGACAGCUGUAGUCAUCUAUGGUGGCGCGGGUAGGUCGGCGUGUGCCCCCCUACCCGGAAAUGCAAAAU
Messenger RNA from Staurois parvus, 366 nucleotides. NCBI's taxonomy places the organism in Eukaryota, Metazoa, Chordata, Amphibia, Anura, Ranidae. The record is from the annotation of a GenBank genome assembly.